Messenger RNA from Caenorhabditis remanei, 2679 nucleotides. RefSeq lists its product as uncharacterized. The record is from RefSeq and is a predicted model, not a curated record. Gene Ontology annotation, molecular function: 5'-3' DNA helicase activity. Lineage: Eukaryota; Metazoa; Nematoda; Chromadorea; Rhabditida; Rhabditidae. The transcript has a single exon. Bases 1 to 2679 code for a protein of 892 amino acids.
AUGGAUGAAACCCCACCGAAACCAUCUAAUGUGUCGCCGACUCCCUACGGUAUAUUCUCUGGAAACCAUCACCCUCUUAGACCAGUCCAUCAUAUCGCUGCUCAAGAGUCCCUCCAUGACAUCGAACUAUUUCGGUUUACUUCUCUCAACAGCACAUCUCAAACUCCUACCGCGUCUCGUCUCAGAGAAAACCCCAAAACCAUGCUGACUAUUGAUAAAAAACCAAAGGAGUCUGGAGUCAUUUACAUUCUUCACGAGCAUGACGGAAGGCAAUAUUGGUCAACACCCCUUCACAGGGAGGUAGUUCACCCAGACCGCCCAGAUCUUCAGGUGGCCUACUUGAAUCCAUUCGCAACCGAUAUUCUGAAUGGUGUAAAUCUCCAUCCCAACAACUACUUCCCUGGUGACGCUGUGUACGUUACCGAGGUGGCGCCUAAGCCGAACGCACUCAACAUGCUAACAACAUUCGAAGGUGUGCACGACCCAAAGAAUCAUGGGUAUUGGUCGAUCACAAGAUUCUACCUGAUUCAACGAGAAUUUAUUGAGACUUUAUCGAUUCGAACUACUCCAACACGACAGGGUACAACAUUCUGUUUUGCUGCCGGAUUUGACCUACCUAUUUGGGUGAACAGUAAGAAAUACAAAGAAAGUGAAAUCACCGAGCCAAAGGGUUCUAAGAAGAAAGCGGUGCUCUUCAUGCCAAUGCUACAACCCGGUCAGUCUAUUUUUGGAGGAGAGAAAUGCUUAGCGCUGGAAUCUUCUAGAAUACCACCUAGUGUUGUGAAGUUUAAGGACUCGUCGCCUGAAGAAGCAUCCACCUAUCCUACAGGAUCCUCAGAAUUCUUCCAUUCCAUCCUAACCAGUGGGUAUCUUGCAUUCUGCGCAAUUCUAGCAACUCAAAACAGGAACGGAGACUUCAAGGUGUUUGCCACGACAGUCUUAUCGCAAGAGGGUGGAAUUCUGAUGUUUGACAUACGGGGACCUAGUGGACCUUUACUUCCCACGAGAUGGCCAAUCGGAACAAAUCUUAUUAUGGAGACUUCAGCGAACGAAUCAUAUGAGCUACAAAUCGUCAAGUCGGAAACUAUAGAGAUGAAGCUGCGGGUAAAUGCUAGCCUUGUUGAAACUAACGGGGAAACCCCUAAUCUCACAGGAAGCCAUGUGCUUGUUCAGCAACAACCGGUGGACAAUAUAUACGAAUUCAACUUAGAAAUGUUCCCGGCACCAGACGCUUUUGACAGAAUACCUGCUCAUGCGCCAAUCAAGCAACUUCUAGAAGCCAUAUUUGGAUUCGGAGAAGCUAUCCCAGACCAGCUGAUUCCACGAGACCCAGUGGAAGUGCUCAUUGAGGGAAUCUACCCGACUUGUGAGCAAAUGAACUAUAUCAAUGCGUUGGUAAAGACCAAUAUUCCAGUAUUGCUAGUGGAUGCACCACUCGGGACUGGCAAGACAUUGAUGGUUUGUAUGGCUCUUCAUGUGAUGGUGAAGGAGAAUCGAGGAGGAAUUCAUGUAGCGAUGACUACAUCCGGUGAGGCACUGGUAGCCAUGGUGUCAAUGCAUAUGAAGAUUGCGAAGAACACAAAGAUUUAUGGAGUUCGAGUGGUGUCUGAUGUCAACUAUAGGAAAAUGGAUCAGAAAUUAAAGACCCCAAUCGACUUUCCUGUGCUGUGGCCUCAAAAGCUGCUGGAAUAUGUCAAGUUUAAAAUAGACCAAGCUAUUGAUGAACUUACUAAAUCAGCAAUCUACUAUUUAGCGGAAGGAAAAUAUCUGCAAGGUUUGAAAUGCCGGCCUCCAAAGCCUUCACUAACCCUUUGGGAGACAUUUCUUCAAAUCUAUCAACCCCGAAUUCUCGUCAGCACCGCUUCAGACUUGAUAUCUGCUCUCCAAGGUCCCCUACUCCAUUUUGGAGGAUCCAUAGAGACUAUCCAAGUCGAUAACGCCAACCAGUUCCCAAUACAUGCCCUAUUGGCUAUAGGCCCCUAUUGCCCUAAUGCCAGAUAUGUCUUUGUUGGAGAUAGUUGUCAGUUGGAAGCCUAUCCCGAGAUGGAGAUACGAGAUGAAAUAAAGGGUUUCGCGAUUGGUCAGAUUUUGAAAUCCGCCAAAGUUCGAAGUCUUAGUCUAUCGGUUAUCCAUCGCUGCCCUGCUAAGCUUGCCAAGUUGUGUUUGAAUUAUUUUUACCCUCAUUUGGAUUCUACCACUUUCGCCAAAAGACAAGAAGAUAAUCAAUUCUCAAGAGCUAUAGGAGUUUCCAAUGAUUCUCCCAUCCAAGUGGUUCAUGUAAAUGGUUCUGAAGCAAAGGAGGCGGAGCUUACAAUAAGCAUGAUCCAGAAUCUCUUAUUGUCCUUCCCACAGAUUUCAAUCGGAGUUUUAGCCUACCAGAAGACCCAACAGAAUCUUUUUACAAGAAUCAAUUGUAGAUCAAAUGUUCAUAUCAGCACCAUCGAGUCUUCUCAGGGAAUGGAGUUUGAUGUCGUGUUCGUCUUGACUUCUGGAGCCACCAACGAUACAAAAAAGGAUGAUUCCCCCCGCCGUAUCAAUGUGGCCGUGAGCCGAACCAAAGGACUGUGCGUUCUUCUUAUCCAGAAGGAUCUUAUUGAAACCUCAAUGUUUUGGAAGGGACUUCUUAGCCAUGUUAGUAAGAAUGCGUUUCACAAUGAGAGUAGAAGUCAUUGCUAUUAG